Papaver somniferum (opium poppy) is the source of this 1694-nucleotide messenger RNA. Its product is annotated as U-box domain-containing protein 21-like. Lineage: Eukaryota; Viridiplantae; Streptophyta; Magnoliopsida; Ranunculales; Papaveraceae. Gene Ontology annotation, biological process: protein ubiquitination. Gene Ontology annotation, molecular function: ubiquitin protein ligase activity. The transcript has a single exon. The coding region runs from base 132 to 1463 and encodes 443 amino acids. The record is from RefSeq and is a predicted model, not a curated record.
UUCAGAAUCAAACCAAACAACCUUACAAAAAAGAACUGUACAUUCCCAUUGUGAACAAAAAAGGCAGUACUCUUGAUUAAUUUGUAGCAAAUCAAGAACUCUAUACAACAGGUAAAAACUAGUUGAUAAUCAUGAUCUCAACAUGGAGAGAACGAAAAGCUCGAAGACGUGCAUGCGGUAAGAUUCCGUCGUUAUCAAAUAACAUAAGUGAACAAAAGAUGGAGGUAACAAUUCCGCGGCAUUUUCUAUGUCCGAUAUCACUUGAUCUUAUGAAAGAUCCUGUUACGUUAUCAACAGGUAUAACUUAUGAUCGAGAGAGUAUCGAGAAAUGGAUUGAAGCCGGGAACUUCACUUGUCCAGUCACGAUGCAAGUGUUAAACAACAUGGAGCAAAUCCCAAAUCAUACUAUUCGUAGAAUGAUACAAGAUUUGUGUGUGGAUAAUCGUUCUUAUGGAAUUGAACGUAUUCCAACACCUCGAAUUCCAAUCUCUUCCAUUCAAGUCUUUGAAAUUCUUUCAAGUAUUACAUCAGCUACUCAGCGUGGAAAUCAUUCUGAAUGUAUGGAAGUGGUGAAAAAGAUGAAGAAUUUUGGUAGAGAAUGCGAGAGAAAUAGGCGGACUAUCGUCUCUAACGGAACCGGCAGUGUAUUGUCAGCCACAUUCCACAAAUUUGCGUCAGUGAAAGAUAGUACUGCAGAAGAAUUACUCGAGGAGAUCUUAGAAGUGUUGCCAUGGACAUGCCCACUUGACACAGAAGGUAAAUCAUAUCUAGGAUCAUCCGAGUCUUUACGUCGCAUGGUAUCAUUUACAACAUCUGGAAGUAUCUCAAGAAGACGCAACGCCGUUUUAGCAAUCAAAGAUGUUCUUUCCUCAGGCUACAGGCGAAAAGAUUUUGCAGAAAUAGAUGGAGUUAUGGAGGCUUUAUUUAAGCUAGUUAAAGAACCAAUAUGCUCUACAACUACAAAAUCUGCUUUAGUGAUAAUAUACUAUUUAGUCACAUCGAAUGAUGAGAAGAUCAAAGCAAUAUCUGCAGAUAUGGGUUUGGUUUCACUGCUUGUGGAAAUUCUUGUUGAUUCAGAUAGAAGCAUAUGUGAGAAAGCUCUAGGUGUUCUUGAUGGAAUAUUCAGUGUUAAAGAAGGUUUAGAGAAGGGUUACAAUCAUGUUUUAACAAUACCAGUAUUGGUUAAAAAGCUUCUUCGGAUUUCGGAUUUGGUGACGGAGUUCUCCGUAUCGGCUCUUUUGAAACUCUGCAAGAAUGAUGAAAACAGAGAUCAAGAAAGAAGUGUGUUGGUUGAAGCUUUACAAGCUGGUGCUUUUCAGAAGCUUUUGUUGAUGUUGCAAGUUGGGUGUAGCGAAAGAACAAAAGAGAAGGUAACUGAGCUUUUGAAAUUGAUGAACAACAAAAGGAAUACAGCCGAAUGUAUUGAAUCAAUGGAUUUUAAGCAACUUGCAAGACCAUUUUGAGUAGUUAGUUACAUAUGUAAUUGAGUGAUGAAAGAAAAAGCUUAGGAAUAGAGUAUUUUUUUACACUUUGUUAACCUAGCCUUUUUAGGGGCCACCCGAAAGGAUUUAGGGGCCAUCAAUUUAUACCCAGCCAAAGACUCUAGUUAAGGGGUACCCUAUAUGAUAUUGAAAUUACAUAAAUGCCCUUCUGGUAAAACUGUAUAAAAACCAAAUCAAAAAAAAUUCUACUCA